Messenger RNA from Calypte anna (Anna's hummingbird), 4650 nucleotides. It is a transcript of the gene PAPPA2, whose product is annotated as pappalysin 2. The record is from RefSeq and is a predicted model, not a curated record. Gene Ontology annotation, molecular function: metallopeptidase activity. The transcript has 21 exons. Bases 1 to 4650 code for a protein of 1549 amino acids. NCBI's taxonomy places the organism in Eukaryota, Metazoa, Chordata, Aves, Apodiformes, Trochilidae.
AUGAAGGCACCGACCCGCCGCACCCCUCCCUCCCCGCAUCAUCCCUACGGGUUGUACCCUCAGGGUGCCGGGGUGCUGGGAGCUGCGGCUCCCCGGGGGCGGAGAGCGCGGGGAGCCGGGGGAGGUGGAGAGGAACCGGAGGGAGAGGAGGAUGGCGGGGGUGUGCGAAGGGAGAAGCUGGCGGGCCGGGAGCCGCAGGUGCUGCCCGCCCUGUACUUUUCCGGCGGCCGGGAACAGCUGGGGGGGAGGCCCGGAGCGCUGCCCCCCAUCCCGCGGCGAGAAUUCACCUUGGAGCUGUGGGUCAAGGCGGAGGGCGGUCAGAGCAACCCGGCUAUCAUCGCAGGUGUCUUUGACAACUGCUCACACACGGCCAGCGACAAGGGCUGGGCACUGGGUAUCCGUGCCCUGCAGCUGGGUGGCAAGAAGGACGCCCACUUCUUCUUCUCCCUCCGCACCGACCGCGCAACCGCCUCCACCGAGGUGACAUCCCACCACCGCUACCACCCUGAGACAUGGACCCACCUGGCCAUCACCUACGACGGGCAGUGGAUGUCCCUCUACGUGGACGGGGCACGGGUGGGCCAGGCCAGAGGGCAGAAGGGACCCUUGCACAGCAGCUUCAUGGCCUCCUGCCGCACGCUGCUGCUGGGAGGGGAUGCUUGGGGGAAUGACCACGCUUUCCGGGGACACCUGGCUGGGCUGGCCUUGUGGCAGAGAGCCCUGUCCCAAUCCCACCUUCAGCGUCACUUCCUGGGAAGCGUGUCGGGGGGAACGGCGGGGCUGCUCCUGGCCACCAAUUUUGCCGCCCCGGAGGAGUCCUGGGUGCCGUUUCGGGAGGGAGCCUUUCCUCAGCAGCGGCUUCUGCCAUCCCCAGCGCCCCCCGUCCUGCGGCCGCUGGGACCCCCUCUCUGUGGGCAGACGGCCUGCGAUAACGUGGAGCUGGUCUCCCACUACAACCUGCACUGGCCCCUGCGGAGCGGGAAGGUGGUGAGGUACCGGGUGGUCAACCUGGCGGAAGACAGCGGCGGACGGCCUGCGGUCAGCUGGGAGCAGGUCUGGAGGCAGCACCGGGCUCUGAGCGAAGCUUUCCGGCCUCACAACAUCUCCUGGCAGCUCAGCCUCCUGGAGGUCCACAACUCCUCCCUCCGCCACCGCGCCGUCCUCUUGGGCUGCGAGCCCAGCAAGGUGGGCAACGAGCGCUGUGACCCUGAGUGUGAGCACCCCCUGACUGGAUACGAUGGUGGGGACUGUCGCCGGCCCGGCCGCUGCUUCUCCUGGAAACGCCGUGAUGGGGUCUGUCACAUGGAGUGCAACAACAUGUUGGAUGAUUUUGAUGACGGUGACUGCUGUGACCCACGGGCUACUGAUGUGGCCAGGACCUGCUUUGACCCCGAUUCUCCCCUGCGGGCAUACAUGAGUGUGAAGGAGCUGAAGGAAGCCCUGCAGCUGAACAGCACCCACUUCCUCAAUGUUUAUUUUGCCAGUUCAGUGAGGGAAGAGUUGGCUGGUGCUGCCACUUGGCCGUGGGAUAAAGAGGCUCUUAGUCACCUGGGUGGAGUUGUCCUCAACCCUGCUUAUUAUGGUGUGCACGGCCACACGAACACCAUGAUCCACGAGGUGGGACACGUCCUGGGUCUGUACCACGUCUUUAAAGGAGUGAGCGAGCGGGAAUCCUGUGACGAUCCCUGCCGGGAGACGACUCCAUCUCUGGAGACAGGAGACCUCUGUGCUGACACUGCCCCCACCCCAAAGAGCAAACUGUGCCGGGAUCCAGAUCCCACCAAUGACACCUGUGGACAGACACAUUUCACAGGAACACCCUUCAACAACUACAUGAGUUACACAGACGAUGACUGCACCAACACCUUCACCCCCAACCAAGUGGCCCGGAUGCAUUGCUACCUGGACCUGGUGUAUCAGCGUUGGGGCCAGAGCAAGAAGCCCACUCCCAUCCCCAUCCCUCCCAUGGUCACGGGGCAGACACAGGACUCUCUCAGCAUCUACUGGCUGCCUCCCAUCAGUGGUGUCAUCCAUGAGAGGGAGCAGGACACACUCUGUGAUAACUGUGAGGAGGAUGGCACCUUCCGUCAGUACGUGCACGAGGCCUCUUCCCCUCGGGUCUGUGAUUCCUCUGGCUACUGGACUCCGGAAGAAGCAGAAGGGCCCCCGGAUGUGGAUCAGCCCUGUGAGCCCAGCCUGCAGGCCUGGAGUCCAGAGCUCCACCUGUACCACAUGAACAUGACAGUGCCAUGUCCCCAGCCAGAUGGUUGCAUCCUGGAGCUGCGCUUCCUGCAUCCUGUCUACCCAGAUUCCCUCAUCCUCUGGACCACCUACCUCUCCACGGGCUCUCCCAAGGCACUGUCUGACAUUGAAGUCCUGACAGAGCAGGGGGAAUCCAUCCAUUUGGGCCCCCUGAACACUUUCUGUGAUGUGCCCUUUACCGUGAAGCUCAAUAUCCCUAAAAAAGUGUCUGGAGUCAAAAUCUACACCUUUGAUGAGAGGAUGGAGAUAGACACUGCCCUGCUCAUCUCCAUGCCCCACAGCUCUCUCUGCUCCUCCUGCAAACUGAUCCAGUACAGAGUCCUCCGGGAUCCCCCCUUUGCAAAUGGAUCCCCAGCUGCUCCAGCACAGUCCCAUCGCCAGUUCCUGGACAUGGAAGUGAUACCUGGGCAGCUGUACAGCUAUCAAGUGCAGGUCAUCUCUGGGACCACCUCAGGAGAAGCUUCCCCACCACUUGUCCAUGUCCACGGAGCUCCCUACUGUGGGGAUGGGAAGGUGACCAUGAGCCUGGAAGAGGAAUGUGAUGAUGGGGACCUGCUGGAUGGAGAUGGCUGCUCCAGGAAGUGUAAAAAGGAAAAAGGCUUCAAUUGUGUGGGGGAACCAAGCCUGUGCUACAUCCAUGAUGGGGAUGGUGUGUGUGAGCCUUUUGAGGUGACAAGUAGCUUCCUGGACUGUGGACCCUACACACCUGAUGGAUAUGUGGAUCUCUGGGCAAUCAAAGCCUAUGCCUCCCACCAGGAUGCAAAGUUCUGCCCUGCUUCCUUGGUCACUGGAGAGCCUGUUGUGAAGGUGUGCUUUGAGAGACCUGCAGUACCCAGCUCCAUCAUGGUUUUCCUGGCCUCUGAUGGGACCGUCCCAAGCCGCCAGCACAAGCCAAGGGUCACGGUCCAGCUGAGUGACGUGGAGGGGCUGAACCACUCCUUGGGAACGUAUGAGUUGUCAUGCCAGUACAACCCCCUGGUCAUCAAUGUCACCCAUGGCCAGGAUCACCCACCUUACUGGACCUCUUCAGUGCUACUCAACUUCUCCUCCCCACUGGUGGGCAUUGCAGCCGUGGCCCUGAGGACUUCAGCUCAGCCUGGGUCCUCUGACCCCCCCAGCACCUGCCUUCUGCCACACGAGGAGGGGCAUGGCCAUCACACCUACAGCUGCAUCCACGGUGCCUGUGAGGGAUCAGGGAGCUGCUCACUGCCAUUACUUGCUGAUGCUGCCACCCUCAACUGCACCUCUGGUAGCCCAAGGCACAUGGUGUGCACUGUCUCCUGCAAAAAGGGCUUCAUCCUCCACUCCAGCAAUGGGAAGAUCUUGGGCUCCAUGCAGGAGGAGGUGGUGCUGACAUGCACCUCGGGAAGGUGGGACAGAUCUGUGACUUGUGACCCUGUCGACUGUGGUGUUCCUGACCAGUCCCAAGUGUCCUAUGCUGAGUUCUCCUGCCCCCAGGGGACCACUUACCUGAAGAGCUGCUCCUUCUCCUGCAUCCACCCAGCCAAGCUUCAAGGAACAAACCAUUGGUUGACCUGCCUGGAGGAUGGCCUCUGGUCACUCCCUGAAGCCUACUGCAAGCUGGAAUGUGAUGCUCCCCCUUUGGUGGCCAAUGCCAAGCUCCUGGUGCCAAGGUGCCUGCAGGGGAACCACGACGUGGGCUCAAUCUGUAGAUACAAGUGCAAGCCUGGAUACCACGUGGCUGAGGAUCAAGGGGGAAAGCCAAAGAAGAAAUUCCUGAAGGUCCAGUGCCUGGAGAACGGGCAGUGGGAAGAGGGACACUGCAUCCCUGUGGUAUGUGAGCCCCCUCCUCCUGUCUUUGAGGGUAUGUACAGCUGUACCCAGGGCUUCCAGCUGGACAGCCAGUGUGUCCUCAACUGCAAGCCAGAGGGACAACAGGUUCCCAUCAUCUGCACGAAGGAGGGAUUGUGGACAGAGGAGUUCAAACUCUGUGAGAGCUUAAGGGGCACCUGCCCACCCCCCCCGGAGCUGAAUUUUGUAGAGUACAAGUGUGAGCAGGGGCAUGGAAUAGGUGCUGUGUGUAUCCCUUCCUGUGUCAUCCCUCCCAGUGACCCUGUCAUCCUCCCUGAAAACAUCACUGCUGACACCAUGGAUCACCGCCUGCAGCCCACCAGGGUCCAGCACAUCGUGUGUACGGGCAGGCUGCGCUGGUACCCAGAGCCCUCCAGCAUCCACUGCAUCCACUCCUGUGAGCCCUUCCAAGCAGAUGGCUGGUGUGACACCAUCAACAACCGGGCAUACUGUCAGUAUGAUGGGGGUGACUGCUGCUCCUCCACACUCUCCUCCAGGAAGGUGAUCCCCUUUGCUGCUGACUGUGACCAGGAGGAAUGCACAUGCAGAGACCCAGCAGCUGAGGAGAACCAGUAG